Messenger RNA from Xenopus tropicalis (tropical clawed frog), 2397 nucleotides. RefSeq names its product cholinergic receptor nicotinic alpha 10 subunit (gene chrna10). Bases 193 to 1698 code for a protein of 501 amino acids. Gene Ontology annotation, molecular function: transmembrane signaling receptor activity; monoatomic ion channel activity; acetylcholine-gated monoatomic cation-selective channel activity. The record is from RefSeq and is a predicted model, not a curated record. Gene Ontology annotation, cellular component: plasma membrane; synaptic membrane; postsynaptic membrane. The transcript is spliced from 5 exons. NCBI's taxonomy places the organism in Eukaryota, Metazoa, Chordata, Amphibia, Anura, Pipidae. Gene Ontology annotation, biological process: monoatomic ion transport; excitatory postsynaptic potential; regulation of postsynaptic membrane potential.
GGACGCAGUGGGGGCAGAUGGGUAACCAGGGGAAACUGGAGAGGGCAAGAGAGGCAAAGUCGGGGGGUUGGUAGAAGGAAGGAGCCGAUGGAUCCGCAGUGCGAUACUCAGGGGAGCUGAUGUGCCCCCCGCCCUAGUACUGGGGUGCGCUUGUCUGCUGGAGCCCCCGUUACCCCUCCGCUCCUGCCCAACAUGAGACUGCCCUGCCUGCUAGCCUGCUGCCUGUGCCUCCUACCGGGGGUACAGGGGGCGCAGGGGAGAUUCGCCUACAAGCUGAUGAACGAUCUCUUUGCCAAUUACUCCAACGCGCUGCGGCCUGUAGAGGACAUGGAUAAAGCCAUGAACGUUACCCUGCAGGUCACCCUGUCCCAGAUCAUCGACAUGGAUGAGCGGAACCAGAUCCUAAUGGCCUACCUGUGGAUCCGACAGGUGUGGUUUGAUGCCUACCUGCGCUGGAACAAGGAAGAUUAUGAUGGGCUUGAUACCAUCCGUAUACCUAGCAGUUAUGUAUGGAGACCUGAUAUAGUCCUAUAUAACAAUGCCGAUGACCAGUUCACAGGCUCCAUGGAAACCAAUGUGGUCAUCAGAUAUGAUGGGCAGAUCAUGUGGGACUCGCCGGCGAUCACCAAGAGCUCUUGCAAGGUCGACGUGUCCUUCUUCCCCUUUGAUGGACAGCAGUGUCGCCUGACGUUUGGGUCUUGGACGUACAACGGCAAUCAAAUCGACAUCCUCAACCACCUCGAUACAGGGGACCUGACGGACUUUGUAGAGAAUGUUGAAUGGGAGAUAUUGGGAAUGCCGGCCAAGAAGAGCGUUAUCACCUAUGGGUGCUGCUCAGAACCGUACCCCGAUGUCACUUAUACGCUCAUCCUAAAGAGGAGGGCUUCUUUCUACAUCUUCAACCUGCUCCUCCCCUGUGUGAUGAUCUCGUUCCUAGCGCCCUUGGGCUUUUACCUUCCAGCAGAUUCAGGGGAGAAGGUCUCCUUGGGCGUAACUGUCCUGCUGGCCCUCACCGUGUUUCAGUUACUGGUGGCAGAGAGCAUGCCGCCUUCGGAAAAUGUGCCACUUAUUGGAAAGUAUUAUAUUGCAACGAUGACUAUGAUAACGGCGUCAACAGCGCUAACCAUCUUUAUCAUGAACAUCCAUCACUGUGGGCCAGAAGCGAAGCCAGUCCCUCAAUGGGCCAAGAAGUUCAUCUUGCAGUACAUGUCCAGGAUAUUCUUUGUAUACGAGGUUGGAGAAAGCUGCAGAAGACCAAGAACUGAACCAGAACCGAAUUCUGAGAGAACAUCCAAAGUACCAGGGAUAGACGGACAGGCCAAACGAGAGGACAUCGCUGAUGUGGUCAAGGACUGCCCAGAAAAGCUCAGCCCAAAGGACAAGGAGGCCAAGGAAGAGCUGGAACAUUCCAAAUAUGCUCACAGUCAGGAGAGUGGCAAGUACUACGUUUCUGAGCAAGGCGGAGUUGGGAAAGGGUUUGGGUACGAGGAGUGCCCCAAAAUCCACUGCCUGUGCCACAAUGAACGCCUGCUGAAAAACAUUGAAUACAUUGCCAACUGCUUCCGCGACCAACGGGCGACUCAGAAAAGGACUGGGGAGUGGAAGAAGGUUGCCAAGGUCAUGGAUCGUUUCUUCAUGUGGGUCUUCUUCAUCAUGGUCUUCCUCAUGAGUGUUCUGAUCAUGGGCAAAGCCAUAUGAUGGUGCCCCCAGUGACUCCAUAUGGAUUUCAUAACUAUUUCUGAUGAUGUCAUUAUCAUCAAUGGAUCGUGUGUUAAAGAAAGAGUGGGGGGAACUGAGGCUCUGGGCCACCUCUUCAUAUGGAUCUUCUUCAUCAUGGUCUUCCUCAUGAGUGUUCUGAUCAUGGGCAAAGCCAUAUGAUGGUGCUCCCAGGGACUCCCUAUGGAUUUAUUCUCAACAUUCCCAACGGACCCCAUGAAAUUCCAACAUAUUAUUAAGACUCAUCAUUUGCACAUAGAACUCUCAGUCAUUAUCAUCAAUGGAUCAUGUGUUAAAGAAGGAGUGGGGGGAACUGAGGCUUUGGGCCACUUCUUAUAUGGGUCUUCUUCAGAACAUUCUGAUGAUGGACAAGGAUACAUGAUGGGGCCACUAGUAGCCCAAUGUUCCCCAUUGUACUCUAUGCAGGACCAACUCACCCAUUGCAUUAUGGGAAUGACAAACCAGCAUGCUAUAUGGUUUUCUAUACAUUCAGACAUGCAGUCUCCAUUGGGACAUUACAUGACCAUGUCCGACCUCGUCAACAUCAUUAAAUGUGGUUGUGACUCUAAUUGGAGGCUAUCAAAUAAAAUGUCAAGGGGCUUUAAGAAACAUAGCAAAAUUUCCAUUAAUAUAUAUUUCUGUCUAUUGCAGUAUUGUAGUUAAUGGCAAAGUAAAGGGGAA